UUAUAGUCCAAGAUUUAUACGUCAACUUCUUCAUCCCUCUAUUCACUCAACUUGCACUUGCAUUCAUAUACUCUAUCUCAUCACAUAUUCUUAUUAUAUGGUCAAAAUUCAAAUUGAAAAUAAAAUAUAUCAUUAUUCAUACAUUAAUCCUGGUCUUUCUAUAUAUAUAUAUAUGCACAUAAAACAGCUUAUAAUGACAGCUUAUAGCACUAGAAAUAUACAUUUCUAAGAAGAUCAAUUAGCUGGUCAUUAGCCAACUAUAUACUAAGGAUUUGCAAGAGAUAAUUAGCUGCAAACUUCUAUAAACUCAUAUCAGCUUAUCUUAAAGCUAAAAAUCUCUUUGUUUUGAGCUGAUAAUCAAGCAAUUAAUAUGGGUACACAAGCUCCUUCUCAUUAUAAAUCUCCUGAUAUUGAAGCGAGGUUACAAAAACAAAAAGAAAUAGAUAAUUGGCUACCCAUAACAUCAUCAAGAAAUGCAAAAUGGUGGUACUCUGCUUUCCACAAUGUUACUGCUAUGGUUGGUGCUGGAGUCCUUAGUCUCCCAUAUGCCAUGUCUAAUCUUGGAUGGGGACCAGGAGUGGUAAUCCUAGUACUAUCAUGGAUCAUAACAUUGUACACACUAUGGCAGAUGGUAGAGAUGCAUGAGAUGGUACCGGGGAAGCGAUUCGACCGGUACCAUGAGCUAGGACAAUAUGCCUUUGGUGAGAAGCUAGGUUUGUGGAUUGUGGUGCCCCAACAGCUUAUUGUAGAAGUUGGUGUCAACAUUGUUUAUAUGGUCACCGGAGGAAAGUCACUUCAAAAAGUGCAUGAUGUUAUAUGCCAACAUAAAAGUCAUUGUGCUAAAAUGAAACUUACAUAUUUCAUCAUGAUCUUCUCCUCUGUCCACUUUGUUCUCUCCCACCUUCCUAACUUCAACUCUAUUGCUGGUGUGUCCUUGGCUGCUGCUGUCAUGUCUCUCAGUUACUCCACAAUAGCAUGGGCAGCCUCAUUAGGCAAAGGUGUAAAACCUGAAGUGUCCUACGCGAGUAGGCACCAUAGUGACGUAGGGAAGAUGUUUGGCUUCUUCAACGCCCUCGGAGAUGUCGCUUUCGCAUACGCAGGCCACAAUGUGGUGCUCGAAAUCCAAGCAACCAUCCCAUCGUCACCGGAAAAGCCCUCCAAGGGCCCUAUGUGGAAGGGUGUGAUCGUCGCCUACAUUGUCGUCGCCUUGUGUUAUUUCCCAGUUGCCUUAAUUGGUUACUAUAUUUUUGGAAACUCUGUUGAGGACAAUAUCCUUAUAUCCCUUCAGAAACCUGGUUGGCUUAUUAUUGCUGCUAACCUUUUUGUUGUUGUCCAUGUUAUUGGAAGUUAUCAGAUUUAUGCUAUGCCGGUAUUUGAUAUGUUGGAGACUGUACUUGUGAAGAAGUUGAAAUUCAAGCCUACUUGGUAUCUUAGAUUCAUUACUCGCAACGUUUAUGUUGCAUUUACAAUGUUUAUUGCCAUUACAUUCCCCUUCUUUGGUGGACUUCUUGGAUUCUUCGGAGGAUUCGCAUUUGCUCCUACAACUUAUUUCCUACCCUGCAUCAUGUGGCUUGCUAUCUAUAAACCCAGAAAAUUUAGCCUCUCAUGGUGGACGAAUUGGACUUGUAUUGUACUUGGAAUUCUAUUGAUGGUGUUAGCGCCAAUAGGAGGACUAAGAACGAUCAUUAUAAACGCAAAAGAUUACCAUUUCUACUCUUGAUUUUGGAACGCUUUCAGAGAUUCUAAAACAUGCAAAUGCAUUGGAACAAAGGGGAAUAAUGAAUCCGGCUUCACUGCUGAUCAAGUCUGAGUUAUUGAACUAUGUAUGAAAAAAUACAAGGAAAUGUAUGAAUCUCACAGUUUCUGAAUUUAGUUUUUGUCCUGUUUCUUAGUCAAAAAUGUGUGUGCAUAGAGAUUUUUUGUUCUUCUUUCUGUUCAAUAACGGAAUAAUACUGUAAGAAGGGUGUAAUUUUUUUCACCAAUUUAUGACAGUCAUCAUACGGUUUCGAAUA
Molecule: messenger RNA, 2012 nt
Organism: Amaranthus tricolor (Joseph's coat)
Lineage: Eukaryota; Viridiplantae; Streptophyta; Magnoliopsida; Caryophyllales; Amaranthaceae
Product: lysine histidine transporter 1-like
Exons: 8
Coding region: 371-1720 (449 amino acids)
Cellular component (GO): plasma membrane
Source: RefSeq, a predicted model, not a curated record